AUGGCGGACGCUACCUCCACCCUCGUUAGCUGUGUUGUCUUCGGGCGACAGGACGAUGUCGAGUUACAAGAGGUGUUGUCGUUUCUUCGAGGUUUUAGCAUUCUCUAUGGCUCUGGUCUGGCGCUACAUAGCGAGAUUUGCUCGAGUACUGCAGAGUUGGAGGUGUUGUGUGCCCGUGAGCUUGCGAAGAAUCCGAAUCAAGUGAAUAAGCGCUCCAAUGAUCCCAAAAAUCAGCAAAGCGACCUUUUUGCACGCAUUACUAUUGACAAAAAGGAAUAUAUUGUGUUUGGAAAGUCGGCGCUGAUACAGUGGAUGAAGCAGCACCUGUUUGAAGCUCGAUACACCACAACGACUCUCGCUUCUGUUGCACAGGAAAAGCCACCGCUGCGGCUGUUUAUUAGUGGGGACCGAGCUCAAAUCGGCAAGUCGAUGGUGUGCCUUGGAUUAAUAGGUGCGCUAUUGCAACAUGGCUACCAAGCUGUUGACAUUGCAUACAUAAAGCCGGCCACACAGUGUGAAACGCCACAGCUGGUGACCAAGUUCUGUCGCCAGCAUGGCAUUUCAUGCUGUGAGGUGGGACCUAUUCUCUUUUACAAAGGUUUUACACGACAGUUUCUUAAAGGGGAGACAGAGACAUCGUCACAAUUGUUAGAAAAGGCCAAACAAAAGGUAGACGAAGUGGGCAUAGGCAAAAAGUUUGUGAUUGUGGAUGGAGUCGGUUACCCCGCUGUGGGAUCCAUAUGCGGUGUAUCGAAUGCAGAUGUAGCUCGAAAAUUGGCGGCUCCUGUGGUGCUUGUUGGUAAGAAAGGGGUGGGCGAUGCCAUUGACUCCUUUAAUCUAAACGCAUCAUUUUUUGAAAGUUAUGGCGUGAAAGUGCUGGGUGGUAUCUUUAACCGUUUGCCAAAUGACGGAUUUUAUAGUCUCGAGCUUUGUCAAGAGAAUGUGACGGCAUACUUUGAGCAGUAUCAACCUCAAAAACAUAUUUAUGGUUUCCUUCCGGAGCUGAAUAACGACAGGCAUGAUAAAGUCAAUGCUGAGAACACGCACGCGACUGAGCAGAUUGAAUCCAUCCCAGGCGUGUUUCUCUCUCAAGCUGAGGAUGAUCUCGCCAAGAAAUUCGUGGAUGCAUUUAUGGCUAAUAUUGACGUGACAAAAUUACUUGCAGAUACAAAAGCGAGUCAAUGA
Messenger RNA from Plasmopara halstedii, 1185 nucleotides. RefSeq names its product P-loop containing nucleoside triphosphate hydrolase. The record is from RefSeq and is a predicted model, not a curated record. Lineage: Eukaryota; Oomycota; Peronosporomycetes; Peronosporales; Peronosporaceae. The coding region runs from base 1 to 1185 and encodes 394 amino acids. The transcript has a single exon.